UGGCAGCCCAUUUCUGCGGGUUAGGUCACUCCUCUGUGCCGAGCAUCUGAAGCCGUCGUUAGCUUCUUACCGCCUGGCUCUUUAGCUUUAAUAUUAUCAAUAGUUUUUAUGAGAAUACAAUUAAUUUCGCGAUCGAACGAAAUGGAUAACAUGGUUUGAUGUAAUAAAAAGGAGCACAGAAGAAAUCGUCAAUUUAAAGAUCUUAUGCAAGCAGGGCUCCAGAAUUCCCGCACAGGACCACAUGACACAAGAUGGACCUCUGAAGAACUCUGAUCACAUGGGCUCCUAUGCAGCGCUGUCACAUGGUUUAACCACCAGGACUAACAAUGAGCAUAAGCAGUGAUGAGGUCAACUUCCUGGUGUACAGAUACCUGCAGGAGUCAGGCUUCUCCCAUUCAGCGUUUACGUUUGGCAUAGAGAGCCACAUCAGCCAGUCCAACAUCAAUGGAGCCCUGGUGCCCCCGGCAGCGCUCAUCUCCAUCAUCCAGAAGGGCCUGCAGUAUGUGGAGGCCGAAGUCAGCAUCAACGAGGAUGGGACGCUGUUCGAUGGGCGACCAAUCGAGUCGCUGUCCCUGAUUGAUGCGGUGAUGCCCGACGUGGUACAGACGCGACAGCAGGCCUACAGGGAGAAGCUGGCCCAACAACAGCAGCAGCAGCAACAACCCCAGCAGCAGCAGAUGUCGUUGUCCGCAGCCAGCGGGAGCACCGCAGGGAGCCAGCCGGCCGCAAAGAACGGCGAGGGUGCUCACAACGGGGAGGAGAACGGCGGCCACGGUUUAGCCAACCACCACGGGGAGAUGAUGGAGGUGGAGCGGGACGUGGAGAUCCCCCAGAGCAAGGCCAUGGUGCUGCGGGGCCAUGAGUCGGAGGUGUUCAUCUGUGCCUGGAACCCGGUCAACGACCUCCUUGCCUCGGGCUCUGGAGACUCGACGGCGAGGAUCUGGAACCUGAGUGAGGCCAGCACAGGGGGCUCCACCCAGCUGGUCCUUAGGCACUGCAUACGGGAGGGCGGCCAGGACGUCCCCAGCAACAAAGACGUCACCUCGCUCGACUGGAACAGCGAAGGUACCCUGCUGGCCACGGGAUCUUAUGACGGCUUUGCCAGAAUCUGGACGAAAGACGGGAACCUGGCCAGCACAUUGGGACAGCAUAAAGGGCCGAUAUUCGCCCUCAAGUGGAACAAGAAAGGAAACUUCAUCCUCAGCGCAGGUGUAGACAAGACCACCAUCAUCUGGGACGCUCACACUGGGGAGGCCAAGCAGCAGUUUCCUUUCCACUCAGCGCCGGCCCUGGACGUAGACUGGCAGAGCAACAACACGUUUGCCUCCUGCAGCACUGAUAUGUGCAUCCACGUGUGCAAGCUGGGCCAGGACCGACCUGUCAAGACCUUCCAGGGACACACGAACGAGGUCAACGCCAUCAAGUGGGACCCCACCGGUAGCCUGCUGGCGUCCUGCUCGGACGACAUGACCCUCAAGAUCUGGAGCAUGAAGCAGGACAUGUGCGUUCACGACCUCCAGGCCCACAGCAAGGAGAUCUACACCAUCAAGUGGAGCCCAACGGGCCCCGGGUCCAACAACCCCAGCGCCAACCUCAUGCUGGCCAGCGCGUCCUUCGACUCCACGGUGCGUCUGUGGGACGUGGAGCGCGGGGUGUGCAUCCACACCCUGACCCGCCACCAGGAGCCUGUCUACAGCGUGGCCUUCAGCCCCGACGGGCGCCACCUGGCCAGCGGAUCCUUCGAUAAGUGCGUCCACAUCUGGAACACGCAGACGGGGGCUCUGGUCCACAGCUACCGCGGGACCGGGGGGAUUUUCGAGGUGUGCUGGAACGCCAUGGGGGACAAAGUAGGAGCCAGCGCUUCAGACGGAUCGGUGUGUGUACUAGACCUGAGAAAAUGACGCUGGUCUGAGGGAGCCAUGGACCGACUGUGAAUGUGUACAUAGCCAAAAUGACUGUCUCUCUCCCUGUCCCACACACUGCUGUAGUGCCAUCAGCCGCCAAACACACACACACACACACACACACACACACACACACACACACACACACACACACACACACACACACACACACACACACACACACACACA
Molecule: messenger RNA, 2093 nt
Organism: Gadus chalcogrammus (walleye pollock)
Lineage: Eukaryota; Metazoa; Chordata; Actinopteri; Gadiformes; Gadidae
Product: F-box-like/WD repeat-containing protein TBL1XR1
Exons: 16
Coding region: 327-1901 (524 amino acids)
Biological process (GO): regulation of transcription by RNA polymerase II
Cellular component (GO): histone deacetylase complex
Molecular function (GO): protein binding; transcription corepressor activity
Source: RefSeq, a predicted model, not a curated record